Messenger RNA from Brassica rapa (field mustard), 2022 nucleotides. RefSeq lists its product as uncharacterized. Lineage: Eukaryota; Viridiplantae; Streptophyta; Magnoliopsida; Brassicales; Brassicaceae. The record is from RefSeq and is a predicted model, not a curated record.
AUAAGUAGUCUAUUGGCGACACCAAGUGAAAGUUUUAAGGUAAGUUUCAUUACAUCAGUAAGUAAUGAAUACAUUUGCGGAAGACCAAGAUUUUUUUUGGACAAGUGAACCCGCGUCUCUUGUAUAUUGUCGGUGGCCAUCACACGGUUCGUUGCCAAUCAAUUUUUAAAACAAAUUUAUAACGCUUUUGUUCAUGACACUAAGCUACCAUUGGUCAAGUUGCGCUUAAUCACGUUCUAUAUAAUUAAAUUAUUAUUAUUUUGUCAACGCAGAAAACAAUUAUUUACAAGAUUAUUGGUUUGUUUUCUUGAUAAUAGUUUUCUAAUCUAUCACAAACCAAUCAUUGUCCUCUGUCAUGUUUUGAGAGAAGAAAAAAAAACAACCCAUAAUCGUAGAGCUAAAGCCCAUUGAUUAGUUACUUUUCAUUGGGCUACAUGUAACAUGUUAUAUAGCCCAUUACUUUUAAUCUCAUCUUCACCGGACACUCCACACAUACAUGUACAUAUCCAAUUUUAUGGUUUUCAAAGCUGAAAGGGAUUUGUGUUUUCAACCAACAUCGAAAAAGGAUUAUAUAAAUGGAUUCAGUUAAAUACGUAAUUAAGAAACCAACAAUAGAAAAAUAAUAUUCAGUACCAAUCACCCACCAAACUUUUACUUCCCUUAGAUAUAAAGCCUCCUUCACACUCUACUCUCUCUCCACAAAUUUUGCAGAUAAAAUAUUUAAAAACUUAGGCAAAAUCAUCACACUCAAGUAAACUACAAACUUCAAAAACCCAAAAAACCCUUUAGGAUCCUCUCAACGUGUGAUUUAAAUUAAUAAACAAAAGUAAAGAUUGAAUUUCAGAUUUCAGAUAGAGUUUCAUUAUCCACUCUAGCCUGCAGCUCAAGCAUCUAAACCCCCAGACAAUGAAAGGGAAUCAACCAAUUGACACAUUCAUAUAAUGUACACACAAACACCUUAUGUAGCUUACAAGGAAACCAAAAAAUCAAACAGACAAAAACCAAAAGCUAGCUAUGAACACAGAAUGGGAGAUGGAUUUGGAUCGAAAGAAAACGUUUUUCAAAUGCACAAAGUGGCAGUUCGAAGACACACUUGAUCCUAUCAACUGCCCUUACCACUACUUCUGCGACAGCAACUACGCCGGCGACUACCCUGAAAUCAUCGACCUUCUUGUUUUCUUCUUCGUCACGUUUUCUUACUUGACCACGCUACUCGCCGUCUUAAAGAAAGUACUAUCAAGAACAAGAAGAGUCAGAGAAGAUGAUGGUGUUGUUGCUGAUGAUGAUAAAGCGAAAAGGUACUUACUCCCUUCAGGUCCACUCUCUCUUCCUCUGAUCCUCCUGAUCCUCGCAAAAGGCCAAAGAAUCAACACCCUUUUCCCCAUAUCCAUCUUCGGACCAGCGAUCCUGCAGCUAGCCCAGCUCUCUGUGCUCAUAUUCGAGAACAACAUCGAAAAGGAAGCUAGCUUUGUUUUCUUCGAAGCCUCAACUAUCUCCGGUGUUCUCCACGCGAGUCUUUACCUAGACGCUGUGAUUCUCCCUUACUACACAGGGUACGAUGCUCUCGUCACUUCGACGUUCUCCGGAGUCUGCAAGUCUUGCAUCUGCAGGAAAGAGGCGUUGACGGUUGGUGGGAAGAUUGUUGCGUACCGAGGAUGGUCUAGUACAUCGUUUUUGUUGGUUGGUGUUUUGUGUUUGAGGAUUAUAUGCAAAUUGUGUAGAGAGGAAGCGAAGAGGAAGAAAGUUUUUGUGAUUAAGAAUGUGGUGGAGGGGUUGGCGUGGAUUGUUCUUGUAAGAGAUUGCGUGUACUUGGCGGUUAUAUCUCCUGUUGAAGAGCCGGUCUUGUUUAGAGUUUAUGUGUUUGGUUCUGUUCUCGUGUUGAUAUGUGUUCAUGUAAUCUCACAAGUGUGUUGUUUGGUUAGUCGGAGGCAGAGUAAAAAGACAACAAACACUUAACAUUUCAGAAGAAAAGAGAAGUAAUUGUGUAAAAUGUAAAUGUAAAUGUUUUUUUUUUCAAAACAA